This is a messenger RNA of Glarea lozoyensis ATCC 20868, 408 nucleotides long. Its product is annotated as Protein kinase-like (PK-like). NCBI's taxonomy places the organism in Eukaryota, Fungi, Ascomycota, Leotiomycetes, Helotiales, Helotiaceae. The transcript has 2 exons. Bases 1 to 408 code for a protein of 135 amino acids. The record is from RefSeq and is a predicted model, not a curated record.
AUGGACGAGCUAGAGUUAGAAGAGCGUCAGAUCGUGGAGAAGGAACUUGAGGGCCAUCUAGCUACGAUGCGGAAUCUGAAAUCUCGUCAUUGGGGAGGACCUUCUGGUAUUGUGGUCCCGCCCUAUCGAGUGUUGAACAACAGUGCCCGUCCAUUGUGGAGUAUGAAGAUACGUGACUCUGAAGACCUUGUCUUUUGUCACAACGACUUCUCGACUCACAAUGUCUUGGUUGACCCAAAAACUCUCAAAGUCAAUGCCAUACUUGACUGGGAGUACGCAGGAUUCUUUCCCCAAGAAUUCGAAGGCAUGUACUUCAGGAGACCAGGCCCGUCCGUAGCUUUAGGAGAUGAGGCACAUGACGAGGACGAGUUGUUAAGUAUCAUGAAUGCCAACUGUCUUCCACUCUGA